UGCCCCAAAACAAAAACAAAAAAGGAGUUGCUAGCAAACUCAACAAUGGCAGAACCCCAGGACGAGCUGCCGGCGGUGAUAGUCCUGGGCCGGCCAUCGGUUCUUAAUUUCUACGGCGACCAAUUUUCCUCAAAAUUCCAACUCCUAAAGCCAUGGGAAUCUUCACUUCCAUUGGACCAAUUCAUUUCCACACACGCUCAAUCCGUACAGGCUAUGUUUUGCACUGGCACGACCUGCGUUACUCCAUCGUUGCUCCGCCAACUUCCUUCUCUUCGGGUAAUCGUUACCACCAGCGCCGGCCUUAACCAUAUGGAUCUCGACGAGUGCCGCAGCCUCGGAAUUUCCGUUGCUAACGCUGGUACCGUUUUCUCGGAGGAUGUAGCUGAUUUUGCUGUUGGAUUGUUAAUUGAUGUUCUAAGAAAAGUAUCUGCUGCUAAUCGGUUUGUUAAGAAUGGACUUUGGCCUCUUCAUGGGGACUACCCACUUGCUUCCAAGGUGGGAGGCAGGAAAGUUGGAAUUGUUGGGCUGGGAAGCAUAGGCCUAGAAGUUGCAAAAAGGCUUGAAGCAUUUGGCUGCAUUAUAUCAUACCAGUCGAGGAAGAAAAAGCCUGUUGUCUACCCUUUCUAUCCCGACGUUCAUGAACUAGCAACCAAAUCUGAUGUCCUUGUCAUUUGUUGUGCUUUGACAGACCAAACUCAUCACCUGAUCAAUAAAGAGGUUCUACUGGCACUCGGUAAAGAAGGAAUAAUCAUUAAUAUUGCUCGAGGAGCCAUAAUCAAUGAGAUGGAGUUGGUGCAGUGUUUAGUGCAGGGAGAUAUUGCAGGUGCUGGCUUGGAUGUUUUCGAGAAUGAACCAAAUGUUCCUGAAGAGCUCCUUUCAUUGGAUAAUGUUGUACUGUCACAACAUGUCGCUUUUUUGACCGAGGAUUCUUUUCGAGAUUUAUAUGAACUCAUGUCAGGGAAUUUGGAAGCUUUCUUCUUGAACAAACCUUUGCUUUCUCCAGUUUUUGAUGACUGAGAUAUUCUUUUCAUCUGGGAGAUCUAUAAUUCUAUAUUGUAUCCUGAUCUGUCUUCAUAUUAUCAACAUCUCAUUCUGGAAACUCUCAGCAAAAGUGGAGUGUGAAUCUGCAUUUUGUCUCGCUUGACACAAAAUUUCCUUAACCUAUUGGUGUAUUACUGGAAGCAAGUUGUGUAGGAUCCUUAUAACAGAAAAGCAUUCUCCACACCAAAUGCGAAAUGAUUGUGCUACAACCAGGAAAAAAGCAAUUUGAUUCAUUUGCUACAAUCUGCAGAAAAAGCUGUUUGUUUUAUGCCAUUGUACAUGUGCGCAUGCAGAUGCUUGUCGGAUACAACUUUCAGUGUUUGAUUUGUGAUGAUAGACAUAGAAAUCUGUCAAUAUGAGUUUCUAUUCUCUGUGAUCUGAUGUUAAGGGCUUUCUCCUUGUAGUGUGAAAAUAGAAUUUUCAGUUGAUUGUGGA
This is a messenger RNA of Nicotiana attenuata, 1476 nucleotides long. Its product is annotated as glyoxylate/hydroxypyruvate reductase HPR3. Lineage: Eukaryota; Viridiplantae; Streptophyta; Magnoliopsida; Solanales; Solanaceae. Gene Ontology annotation, molecular function: hydroxypyruvate reductase [NAD(P)H] activity; NAD binding; glyoxylate reductase (NADPH) activity. The transcript has 2 exons. The record is from RefSeq and is a predicted model, not a curated record. Gene Ontology annotation, cellular component: cytosol. The coding region runs from base 46 to 1017 and encodes 323 amino acids.